ACAAAGAGCCCAAAAUGUAAAACCUCCUUUGCACCGUGGUUUCUCCCUUCUCACUCUCGCAUCUGCUAUAACGCCGCUCUCUCUCUCUCUCUCUCUCUCUCUCUCACGUCUCCGGCCUCUCUGUGUUGCCUUCGUCGUCGGCUUCGUCUCCCAAUCUCCCUCAUCACGUGUCGCCGCCUUCGCUCAGCCCCUGUGGCCCCGAUUCGCCCCCCCUUCUCCGUCCUUGGCGCCUGCGUCUGCAACAGGACCUAUAAAGCAGAAGAUAUAUGGGCAGACCUUUCCGAUAUGGGCAGGCCUUUCCGACGGAAGAAGAUGGUCUCGGCUCCUCCUCGUCCGGCGAUGGAGCUGGCGAGCACUACAACGGCUCCUCCUCGUCCGGUGAUGGAGCUGGUGAGCACUACAAGCAAGGCAUGUGGGAAGAAGAAGUGGGUCAGCAAGCAUCUUUGGAUGCGGAUAGAUAGCCUAGGGCAAUCAGAAGCUAUCGAGUGCGAUAAGAGCGUCAUCAUCAAGCGCUUCUCCAUUCCCGCCAGGGAUUUAGGGCUUCUGGGGCCAAUCUUCUAUCAUCCUUUCGGCAUUAUUGCUAGGGAAAAAUGUAUGAUCCUUAGUUUGGAAUUUAUAAGAGCAUUAGUCUCAGCAGAAGAAGUAAUGUUACUCGAUCCUCUUCAACAAGAGGUUCUGGUAUUUGUGGAUCAGCUAACGCGGCAUUUAUCUUCUAAGAAUCGACAACAUCCAGAAGCUUCUGAAGAUGAACUACUACUGCCUUUUGAGUUCCAGGUGUUGGAAAUAGCAUUAAAGGUUACAUACGGAUAUUUAGAAUCUAGUGUCUCUCAAGUUGAGAGGAAUGUUUACCCUGCUUUAGAUGAAGUAACCAAAAGUGUUAGCACCAAGAAUCUUGAGUAUAUGCGGACUUUCAAAAGCAAUCUCACUCGUUUGCUUGCACGGGUGCAUAAGGUGAGGGAUGAAAUCGAACAUCUUUUAGACGACAAUGGAGAUAUGGCCCAACUACACCUAACUCGGAACUGGAUACAGACUCAACAAUGGAGAUAUGCAUCAAAUGACAUUGUUCCUGCUUCACCUCAUCUCUGCCGACCCAGAAGUGGCAACAAUUAUGAGGAUGUACAGGACCUAGAAAUCUUGCUUGAAGACUACUUCAUGCUAUUUGAAAGCACCCGCAAUAAAAUUCUCUCUUUACGAGAACAUAUCGGUGACACAGAAGAUUAUGUAACUAUCCAACUUAACGGUCGACGCAACGAAAUGAUGCAGCUGAAGUUGAUAUUUCUGAUUGCCUCCUUUGCCAUUGCAGUAGAAACUGGUAUAGCUGGGAUGUAUGGCAUGAAUAUUAAAAUCAAGCUUUACGACACCAAAGGGGUAUUCUGGCAAGUUGUUGGGCUUAUGACGGUUGCGUGUCUGCUGCUAUUCUUUGUAGUUUUGGGAUACGCCCGUUGGAAGAGACUUCUUGGGUCUUAAUAACAGGUUGACAGCAACAAUUUAAUUUGGAUUGAUAAAUUUGUGUUUUGAGUUUGUACUCUUCAUGUAUGAUGAUGAUCGAUAACUCCUCU
This is a messenger RNA of Salvia miltiorrhiza (redroot sage), 1559 nucleotides long. Its product is annotated as magnesium transporter MRS2-4-like. The record is from RefSeq and is a predicted model, not a curated record. NCBI's taxonomy places the organism in Eukaryota, Viridiplantae, Streptophyta, Magnoliopsida, Lamiales, Lamiaceae. The coding region runs from base 286 to 1467 and encodes 393 amino acids. Gene Ontology annotation, biological process: magnesium ion transport. Gene Ontology annotation, molecular function: magnesium ion transmembrane transporter activity. The transcript has 5 exons.